UAGGAGCAAGUGAAGCGGGGAGGUCUUCGUUGACAUCCCAGCUUGCACAAGGGAAAUUUUGGUCAUUUCAAUGGUUGGAUGAAGGAUUACUUGGUAAUUUCGUAGCUAUUCUCCUGGGCGGUCGCUGCUUUUACUUUUGCUUUAUCCGUUAGCUGCUGCUCUCUGUUUUCGUUUGGAUUGCUUUAGCUUUUUGUCUGCGAAUUUCGGACUUUGGUUGCGGUGUCCACUGGUUUGAAAGAUCUUCUUUUGAUAUUUUGCUUGGUUUUGCUAUCGGGUUUCUCUGAAGAACACAACGUCUGCUAAUCAGGGGUUAUAGUGACUGCUGCUCCGAUAAUUUCAAGGCAAUAUUUCUAAUUUAUGUGAAUGACGGAAUACUUCAUCAUUUCUUUCAACUCCUCUAAAGUGCAGUAAGAAUCGAUUUCAAUCUAUUAUUUAAAUACCACAUCCGGACAUGCAUUAGAGGUAUUUGAUAAAUUGUCCGAAAGAAACUACGGAUGUUUGUGGACUGUCUUAAUUUGAUUUUGACUCAGUAAAUUAAGCUUCAAAUAUGAUGUUUAUUUCACUGACCUUCUUUGUUUUUUCUUUUCCUUCAUGGGUUACAAAAAGCAUGAAUUUGUAUAAAAAAUUCAUGUCUAAUUUCCUAUUUCUCGCGAUAGCUCUGCUCUUUUGCGGUUUAUGAUAGUUUAACUUGGUAUGUCAAUCACUGAUUAAUUAUGUCAAUCACUGAUUAAUAUGAAUUUUCAGUUCCUCCCGCAUUAAUUUUUAUUGGUAGUCUCUGUGGAUAUUUUUUUGUUUAUUUAAUAUCACUUUGUUUUGCUUCCUUCCUUACGCCAUUUCUAGGAAUUUUGCUUCAAUAAGGAAAAACUGUCGGAAUUAACUUUUUUUAUUUGACUUUCUUCAAAUGCUUAAUUGAUUUAUUUGUCCAAAGUAGGAUUGUCAUUCUAUUCAUUUUGUUCUUCCAAAUACUUAGAUUGAUUCCUAUUCUUCUACUCUCUUUUCAUUCGAGGGUAGCGGAGGAAUUCAUUGUUGUUUUGAAAUUAUGGAGCUACGUCUCAACUCCUGUUAUAAUUCAUUUUGUGAUUCUUCUAUACUCAGUCAAAUGAAUAAUCGCCAAGGUGGUCUGUUCUGUGUAGAUCAAAAUGAUAUACGAAAAGUACCUAUAAUAUUCAUUCAUGAUUCAUGGUGCUAAUUCAUGAAGCUGAUGCUUCCCAUGAAAUUUGCAAUGGAAGACAUAGACUAACAAAAUUUUUGGCUAUUUUUUGCUUAAGUUGUUGGGUAAGCUGCUAUAUAGGUUGAUUCUUCCUUUAAAUAUUAGAAUAAUAAUAUAACCUUUUUGUUAUAAAAGAAAUUUUGUGUUAGAGUCCAUCUUCAAAAAAAUCCCAAACGAAAUAAAUAUCAUAUUUAAAGGGGCGGAAUUUCAGAAUGACUACAUAUGGAGCGCGUGAAGUGUAGAUAUAUAAUGUUAUAGAUGGGCCCCGAUAAUGACAGAGAUAUAGUUGGCAACUCUUGCGUUUUUGAAGUUGGGUCAACAUCAGGAACGUGCAACGAACAAUAUAACAUUACGUCGCGUACUGCGACAAAGAAAGGUCGUAAAUCUAGAAAAUUUGGUUGCUGGAACAUUAAUGAAUUUCCUAAUAGUUCUUUUACACUCAAACAUGUAUCAAACUGUCAAUUUUGUAGAGCCAAAAGAUUUGAAUAUGAACUACCAAGAUUUUGUUGUGACAAUGGUUCAGUGAAACUGAUUCACUAUGGACUGCCUACUGAAUUGCUAAAUCUUUAUUUAAGAAACUCUGAGGAAUCUGAACAUUUUCGCACUUAUGUUAGAAUGUAUAACAAUAUGUUCGCAUUUACUUCUCUUCGAGUGAAAUAUGACAGAGAUUUAGCGAAAAGAAAUCGUGGUAUUUAUACAUUUAGAGUUCAGAAAAAAAUGUAUCAUUUUAUAGAUGACUUGUGCCAUCGAGUCAACCGGCUAAAAAUCUACAGCUGUAUUUCUACAAUACAAAUAAUGAGGUAGCAAAUCGGAUGGCAUUCUCUGACAAGCUUAAUGAAUCGGUUAUCAGAACUUUGAUGGACACAUUAAA
Messenger RNA from Nicotiana tabacum (common tobacco), 2081 nucleotides. NCBI's taxonomy places the organism in Eukaryota, Viridiplantae, Streptophyta, Magnoliopsida, Solanales, Solanaceae. The record is from RefSeq and is a predicted model, not a curated record.